AUGCCAGACUCUCCGAGAAGAAACCAGCACAGAAGAAGCCAUUCAGAGCAACAGAAUGUACCACAUAGUCAAAGGGAAACUAACUCAGUCGCCGUCAAAAUUGGCCUGAUUGGAGAUGCCCAGAUAGGGAAAACAUCAUUAAUGGUAAAGUACGUAGAAGGCUGUUAUGAUGAAAAUUACACACAGACACUAGGAGCUAAUUUCAUGGAGAGAAUCAUCAACAUCAGAAAUACCCAGAUCACGCUCUCCAUUUGGGAUCUGGGUGGGGAGAAAGAGUUCAUUAACAUGCUGCCAUUGGUGACAACUGACGCUGUGGUGAUAAUAUUUAUGUUUGACCUGACCAGAAAAUCCACUCUAAACUCUAUUAAGGAGUGGUAUAGACAAGCAAGAGGUUUCAAUAAAACAGCCAUCCCGUUUUUGGUGGGCACCAAGUAUGAUCUAUUCAUAGAUCUACCAGAUGAGGAUCAAAUCGAGAUUACCAAUCAAGCAAAGAAAUAUGCCAGAGCUAUGUCAGCUUCCCUUAUUUUCUCAUCCACAAGCCAUUCUAUAAACAUACAAAAGCUAUUCAAAGUCAUACUGAGUAAAGUCUUUGACAUAAAGGCAACCAUACCAGAAAUAGUAAACACAGGAGAACCACUAUUAUUAUAUCAGUCAAUAUGA
This is a messenger RNA of Komagataella phaffii GS115, 660 nucleotides long. Its product is annotated as GTP-binding protein of the ras superfamily involved in termination of M-phase. Gene Ontology annotation, cellular component: spindle pole body. The coding region runs from base 1 to 660 and encodes 219 amino acids. The record is from RefSeq and is a predicted model, not a curated record. The transcript has a single exon. Gene Ontology annotation, molecular function: GTP binding; GTPase activity. Gene Ontology annotation, biological process: regulation of exit from mitosis. Lineage: Eukaryota; Fungi; Ascomycota; Pichiomycetes; Pichiales; Pichiaceae.